UCAUGUUACACCGUAGAUACAGAUUUUACCAGGCUUAUUCUUGUUUCUUCGCACCUGUUUUCAGCAUCGUCUGGCUUCUUGGACUAAAUUCUAACCCCGUUUUAAAUAUCAUAUAUAUUUUAUAUUAUACUCCAUCCUUUCAUUGCUACAAACCCUUAUCAAGGUCAUAUGCUGGAUGAUGAGCCACAUACAAAGGUUAAAAACCAUGAAGCGAUACAUCAACAAACCUCGAAAUCCACCACAAACCCUUCUAUUACUGUAUCGAUCGUAAAAUCUUUCCUGGCUGGUUCACUAAGUGGAACCUGCUCAGCUCUUCUCUUCCAACCAUUAGAUUUGGUGAAAACACGACUGCAAUCACCAGUCAAAGCUGGUGAAGGCCGUCUUGGUGUUCUAUCUGUGAUAACACAUGUACUGAAGCAGGACAAAGUCACUGGCUUAUGGAAAGGUCUUGCCCCUACUGUUACAAGAUGUGUGCCUGGCAUUGGUAUCUAUUUCUCACUGCUCCAUUCAUUUAAAACCUACCUGGGGUCUGAUACCCCAACAAUUAUCGAAUCUUUGUCAAUUGGUGCUGCUGCUCGUACCCUCACAGUAGCCAUCAUGCACCCAAUCAGUGUCCUAAAGACAAGGUAUGAGAGUGGUAUUUAUCAUUACAGAAGUGUUCCCGAUGGUUUAAGAAAGAUAUACGUUACUGAGGGCCUGCUUGGUUUAUACAGCGGUCUGGUCCCUACAUUGGCCCGAGACGUCCCAUUUUCAGCUCUUUACUUUGCAUUUUAUACCAAAACAAAAUUAUUUCUGUCCCCUGACAUUGUCAAUAAAUCUUAUCUACCUCUGCUACACUUCAACUGUGGAAUUCUUGCUGGUGUGCUGGCUUCAAUACUCACUCAACCAGCAGAUGUUGUUAAGACACUCAUGCAGCUACACCCCAAGACUUACCCAACUAUCCAAGAUGCUACACUUUAUAUAUAUCAGAAAGAAGGUUUGAUUGGGUUCCAAAGAGGUUUCGUCCCCCGUGCCUUACGCCGCUGCCUCAUGGCUGCUAUGGCUUGGACAGUAUAUGAACAUAUGAUGAAGAAAUUUGGCUUAGAAACUUGAUGAUUGACCAGCAGCCAAUUAUCUUUGAAUUUUCAAGUCAAAAUCUGAUGUGAGCAUUCAGUAAUAGACGUGUCCUUUUCAAGUCCUUUUUUCUUGAAACUCUGAACUCUGCACCAAACCCAAAGCUACAACAUUUUCCAAUUUGCGUGGAUCAGCUGAAUGGCAGUGAAUUGAGUGAGGAUUGUUGAUGUCCUACGUCGAGAUUCUCAAAGUCUGCACGAAAGAAAUUUGUCGUUAUCUAUAAAGAGCAAAAAAAGAAAUAAUAAAAAACUCCCCACAACAAAAUGGAAUAAAAUAUUUAUUUUAUUAUU
Molecule: messenger RNA, 1403 nt
Organism: Octopus sinensis (East Asian common octopus)
Lineage: Eukaryota; Metazoa; Mollusca; Cephalopoda; Octopoda; Octopodidae
Product: mitochondrial glycine transporter A
Exons: 10
Coding region: 169-1092 (307 amino acids)
Biological process (GO): glycine import into mitochondrion
Cellular component (GO): mitochondrial inner membrane; mitochondrion
Molecular function (GO): glycine transmembrane transporter activity
Source: RefSeq, a predicted model, not a curated record